CGAACAUUUUUUGCAAUUUUCCUCUUGCAAGCAAGAAUGAAUAUCCGUAGUUCGCUAGUUAACGAAUGAAGAAGUGUAUUUGUCAUACGGGUAUUUCGCACAUUUUGUUGGAUGGAGCAAGUUCUUCUAGGAACAUCUACGGAGCAUCAUGUCAAACACUGUCAAAAUGAAGCUGAUGGAGCUUGCUGGAAGUGCAGAGUCACAUAAGGACUUGGUCAUCAGAUACUCGGAGCUGCUGGAUGCGCUGUUCGCGGCGCCCGAGCGCGACAUGCUGGAAGGCCUGCGCCUGUUCGUGCGCCACAUCGUCAACGAGAACGUCAGCCUGGUGAUCUCGCGCCAGCUGCUGAGCGAGGUGUCGGCGCACAUGACGCGCCUGCCCGACCCCACCUCGCAGCAGGUGGCGCUGUUCGUGCUGGAGACGGUGCAGCCGCGGGCCAUCUCGUUCGAGGAGCAGCUGGCCACGGUACGACAGCACCUGGCCGGGGUGUACGAGCGGCAGCAGCGGUGGCGCGAGGCGGCCAGCGUGCUGACGGCCAUCCCGCUGGAGACGGGCCAGAAGCAGUACUCGUCCGAGUACCGGCUGCAGACCUACAUCAAGAUCGCGCGCCUCUGCCUGGAGGAGGACGACCCGGACAUGGCCGAGACCUACAUCACGCGCGCCUCCGUACUGCAGGCAGAGAGCAAGGACGAGGAGCUGGUCGUGCUGUACAAAGUGUGCUACGCGCGCGUGCUCGACUACCGGCGCAAGUUCCUGGAAGCGGCCCAGCGCUACAUCGAGCUCUCGUACCGCUCCAUCGUCGAGCACGGCGAGCGCAUGACGGCGCUCAACAACGCCGUCAUCUGCACCAUCCUGGCGUCGGCCGGUCGCAUCCGGUCUCGUGUGCUGGCCACGCUGUUCAAGGACGAGCGCUGCCAGUCGCUGCCGGCCUUCACUAUCCUGGAGAAGAUGUACCUGGACCGGAUCAUCCGCAAGCCGGAGCUGAAGGAGCUCGAGUCGCUGCUGCAGAGCCACCAGAAGGCCACCACCGCCGACGGCUCGACGCUGCUCGAUCGUGCCGUCGUCGAGCACAACAUCCUCUCCGCCUCCAAGAUCUACAGCAACAUCUCGUUCGCGUCGCUGGCGGCGCUGCUGGAGGUGUCGCCGCGCGCCGCCGAGAAGGCCGCCGCGCAGAUGCUCUCGGAGGAGCGGAUGGCCGGCCGGAUCGACCAGAUCGACGGCGUGCUGCACUUCCAGCAGGGCGAGCUGCUGGCCGACUGGGACCACCAGAUCCAGGGCCUGUGCGGCCAGGUGAACGGACUGGUGGACAAGAUCGCUAGCGUGUCCCCGGAGUGGACGGCCGGCGCGCUGGAGCAGACCAACUGACGCCGGUCUCGAGGUGGCGCGCAACGGCCCCGCUGAGGCGGCGGACUGUCGCUCGUCCCGCCCCGGGCGGCGCCAGCCGAGCGACCGACGAGUCCGACGCCCCGCCCGCCGCCGGCUCGUCCCUCACCCGGGGCGUCUGUGGGGGCGUGCCCCCGCUGGUGCGUGGCGUCCCGUGAGGCUGAGACACUGGGUGUCAUCCGCCCUCCGCGCCCCGCGAGCGCUGGCGGGGCCGGGCGACUGUCGCGCCCUCUGGCCGCCGGGCGGCGCUAGUGUUGUGUGCCGCCGGCGGCCGUGGCCCGGAAGCAGGGCCGUGCUGGUUACUCUGGCUCCAGGGCCGACCGAGAUGACGGCCGUGCCAAAGCCAGAGCUCGCAGCUGGGGCUCCUAGUCGGAGCGCAGAGCCCGCUGGUCCGGUCGUGAGCUCUGCCGGUCGGUCACUCUCCCCACGUACCUAUGCGUACCAAUAAACUGUGAUGCCUU
Molecule: messenger RNA, 1842 nt
Organism: Pollicipes pollicipes
Lineage: Eukaryota; Metazoa; Arthropoda; Thecostraca; Pollicipedomorpha; Pollicipedidae
Gene: CSN4
Product: COP9 signalosome subunit 4
Exons: 6
Coding region: 149-1363 (404 amino acids)
Cellular component (GO): cytosol; COP9 signalosome
Molecular function (GO): protein binding
Source: RefSeq, a predicted model, not a curated record